CAAGUAAUUAGCCAACAGUAACCUUCAGUUUACACAUUUACACAACUUCCUCUAAUUCCUUUUUUUGUUCAAUCACCAUCAUUGUUAAGUAACAGGAAAUACACAUGCAAUACUUUUGACACCACUCUCGUUAUAACUGCUUGUCACUCAUUUUACUGGAACCAGUUGGCUUUUAAGACGUGUGACAGUGCCAUGGUCACUACUGGUGUUUUCCUUGGACCUGUAGCCUCCUGUUUUGGCACCUCUUUUCACAACACAAUGAGCCCAUUGAUGUGGAUUGAGAUGAUGCUCAUUUUGUCUCAGGCCUCUGGCACUAGUGGUGUGGAUUGGAAAGCUGAUUACCCGAAGGUUGUUUUUACCAAUAAGGGAGAUGAUGUGACCAUUCCAUGCAAUGUUACCUAUCCCCCGUUUCCAUCUAAAGAGCCUGUCCAGGCCUACUGGAAACGCCUGGGAACAACUAAACUUAAGAUCAAUGACAAUGACAAGAAUGAAUUCCUCUAUCACCCCAACAACACAUUCGUCAUCAAGAGUUUUCAGAACAGGACCAACCUGACAGGAAAUGUCACUAAGGGAAACUGCUCCCUGAACAUCAAGAGAAUUGUAGAAGGCGACAUGGGGCGCUCCUACUACUUGAGAAUUGCCACUGGAGCCAACAACUUCAGUUUUAUUAAUGAACUUGUCUACAUUAACAUUUCUGGAUCCUCCGGGACUAUUUCAAUCAUACCAAUGGACAAGUCAAACACAGUUGAUUCCACGACUACAGUUCCAUUUGCCACCACAGAAUUGUGUGAGGAAGCGCUAUCCACGACCAUAUAUAUUGCCAUCACGGUCCCAGUGGUUGUAGUUUUACUGGUUGCUGUAUUGGGAAGUGUUUGGUUCUUCAAGUACAGGAAAAGGUCCAGGUUUGUCACUAAGCAAGUGUCUGGAUAUUAUGCUAAUUUCACCAUGACUCCAAUGGCCAAACCUGAAAGAGUCAAAACUACAAAGAAAGAUGACACCCAAGUUCCUCCUCCAAGGGUCAUCGAUGAGCCCGUCUAUGGCAACGUCCAGGGUCCAAACGAUCCGAUGGACAGUAUGGAUCAAAUGGACAGUGUAUAUGCAAAUGUGGAUCAUGCAAAACAGUGAUGAAGCUGCAUCUCAGAUUGUCACUGCUUAAUAAUACUUGUUGAAUAUGUGUGUGUGUGCGCGUGUGUGUUUUUGUCUUGAUUGUUUUCUUGUCAAAAGGCAGUUAACAGAGUGUCAGCCCUCGUUUUUCACAUCCUGUUUGACUUUCACUUGGUUAGACAAUAAUAUGUGCAGUUUGUUUGUUAAAUGUAAAAUACAUAGUUCAGUAUGUAACUAGUUUUGAAAGGACUGGCUUUCAAAUAAACAUACUUACUGAGAUGAUAUGCUACCGGUUGUUUGAUUCAAUGUCAAAAAGUUUCACACAAAAACAGCUCUCGCAGUCCUAUAUUGACAAGCAUUCACAACUAAACAUAACGUUUGUGCUGAGUUGGAGAGAAACAUAAUGUUGCCAGAAAUUGUAAACAUUUUUGACAAAGGCUUUCUGGGUAGUCAUGAGUGAAUGAAGUCAUACACAUGAGAUUCACGUGUCAAAGUGAAUACAUUUUUUGAGUUUUGAUUGGUUGAGUGUUAAGUUUUCUAUGUUGCAUAUGUGAACAAACAGUAUCUGAUAAGAAACUUUGCAGACAAUAACUGCCAUUGUUAUUUAUUUAUUUUUUCAAGGGUCGGAUGCAUAUAUAGGCCUUGAUUUUGGUACUCAAAUGCAACGUCUCAGGGUAAGAGUGGGUGAAUCUCUGGCAUAUUACUGGACAUGAACUAAGGAAACACAGAAAAGUCACCUGUGAUGGAGCUCAAACUGCUGUUUCAUGUUUUGCUGUUAUAUGGUACCUCCUUAAUUUCCUGAUAAUAUUACAGCAGUCAUGUUUGUGCAAGCUGUCUAUGUACACUAGGAAGGAAAUGUUUGACCCAAGUUUAACAAUUUAAAGGCAGUGCUACCAAAUACUAAUUGAGUGUAUGUAAACUUCUGACCCACUGGGAAUGUGAUGAAAGAAAUCAAAUCUGAAAUACAUCAUUCUCUCUACUACUUUUCUGACAUUUCACACUCUUAAAAUAAAGUGGUGAUCCUAACUGA
Molecule: messenger RNA, 2134 nt
Organism: Salvelinus fontinalis (brook trout)
Lineage: Eukaryota; Metazoa; Chordata; Actinopteri; Salmoniformes; Salmonidae
Exons: 10
Coding region: 193-1125 (310 amino acids)
Source: RefSeq, a predicted model, not a curated record